Messenger RNA from Manis pentadactyla (Chinese pangolin), 5797 nucleotides. RefSeq names its product nidogen 1 (gene NID1). Gene Ontology annotation, biological process: cell-matrix adhesion. The coding region runs from base 105 to 3830 and encodes 1241 amino acids. Gene Ontology annotation, molecular function: calcium ion binding. Lineage: Eukaryota; Metazoa; Chordata; Mammalia; Pholidota; Manidae. The record is from RefSeq and is a predicted model, not a curated record. The transcript has 20 exons.
AGGCGGGCGGCUCGGAGGGGCCGCGGGGGGCGUCCGGUUACAUCCCCGCCCUCCUCAGCCUCGGGCCGCCGAGCCGCCGGGUUUGCGGGACUCAGUUUGGGAACAUGCUGGGCGCGAUCGGCCGGAGCGGGGCUGCGUGGACGCGGGCACUGCUCCUGCAGCUGCUGUUGGCGGGACCCGGGGGCUGCCUGAGCCGCCAGGACCUCUUCCCCUUCGGCCCCGGACACGGGGACCUGGAGCUGGAGGCGGGGGACGACCGCGUCUCCCCGGCCCUGGAGCUGAGCGGGGCGCUCCGCUUCUUCGACAAAUCCGACAUACACUCGGUCUACGUUACCACAAAUGGCAUGAUUGCCAUGAUGGAACCGCCAGCCAAAGAAUCCUCUCCUGGGCUCUUCCCACCGACCUUCGGAGCAGUCGCACCUUUCCUGGCAGACUUGGACACGACAGGUGGCCUUGGGAAGGUUUACUAUCGAGAAGAUUUAUCCCCCUCUGUCACUCAGCUGGCCGCAGAUAGUGUCCAGAGAGGGUUCCCUGAAGUCUCUUUCCAGCCCAGUAGCGUGGUGGUUGCCACUUGGGAAUCUGUGGCCCCCUACCAAGGGCCAAGCCAGGACCCUGCCCAGGAAAGCAAGAGAAACACAUUCCAGGCUGUUCUGGCCUCCUCUGAUUCCAGCACCUACGCCAUUUUCCUUUAUCCUGAAGAUGGUCUGCAGUUCCACACAACAUUCUCCAAAAAGGACAAGAGCCAUGUCCCCGCUGUGGUGGCAUUUAGUCAAGGCUCAGGGGGAUCCCUGUGGAACAGCGAUGGCGCUUACAAUAUAUUUGCUAAUGACAGAGAAGCGAUUGGAAAUUUGGCCAAGAGCAGCAACUCUGGGCAGCAGGGCGUCUGGGUGUUUGAGAUUGGGAGUCCUGCCACGGCCAGUGGCGUGGUGCCCUCGGACGUGAACCUGGGACUGGACGAUGGAGCAGAGUAUGAUGACGAAGAUUAUGACUCCGUGACACGUCUGAGCCUGGAGGAAGGGGGCACCACAUCCAUCCCCUAUGAGGCUCCUAGAAGGGGAGACACAGGCACAUACAACAUGCCAAGUGUCCUCGCCCCUGGUCGCCUGGCUACCGAGAGACCCCUGGGGCCUCCCACGGAGAGAACCAGGGCUUUCCCGCUGCCGGGGGAGAGGUUUUCCCAGCAGCACCCGCAGGUCGUAGAUGUGGAUGAAGUGGAGGAGACGGGAGUUGUUUUCAGCUACAACACAGAUUCCCACCAGACGUGUGCCAACAACAGACACCAGUGCUCUGUGCACGCCGACUGCAGGGACUUCCCCAUGGGCUUCUGCUGCAGCUGUGUUGCUGGCUAUACUGGCAACGGCCGGCAAUGUGUCGCAGAAGGUUCCCCUCAGCGAGUCAACGGCAAGGUAAAAGGAAGGAUCUUUGUGGGGAACAGUCAGGUCCCCGUCGUCUUUGAGAACACAGACCUCCACUCCUACGUGGUGAUGAGCCACGGGCGCUCCUACACAGCCAUCAGCACCGUCCCCGAGGCCAUAGGGAACUCACUGCUUCCUCUGGCCCCAGUGGGAGGCAUCAUUGGAUGGAUGUUUGCAGUCGAGCAAGAUGGAUUCAAGAAUGGGUUCAGCAUCACAGGGGGAGAGUUCACCCGCCAGGCUGAAGUGACCUUCGUGGGGCACCCAGGCAAGCUGAUCAUUAAGCAACGGUUCAGCGGCAUUGAUGAGCAUGGACACCUGACCAUCGACACGGAGCUGGAGGGCCGUGUGCCACAGAUCCCAUUUGGCUCCUCUGUGCACAUCGAGCCCUACACGGAGCUCUACCACUACUCCCGCCAAGUGAUCACAUCCUCCUCCACCCGAGAGUACACAGUGAUGGAGCCAGGUAGAGAUGGCACCACCCCUUCACAGGUCUACACUUACCAGUGGCGCCAGACCAUCACCUUCCAGGAGUGUGUCCACGAUGACUCCCAGCCGGCCCUGCCCAGCACCCAGCAGCUCUCGGUGGACAGCGUGUUUGUCCUGUAUAACCAGGAAGAGAGGAUCUUGCGCUAUGCCCUGAGCAACUCCAUCGGUCCUGUGAGGGAUGGCUCCCCUGAUGCCCUUCAGAACCCUUGCUAUCUUGGCACUCACGGGUGCCACACCAACGCAGCCUGCCGCCCUGGCCCCGGGACGCAGUUCACCUGCGAGUGCUCCGUCGGCUUCCAAGGAGAUGGGCAGACUUGCUAUGAUGUUGAUGAAUGUUCAGAACAGCCCUUGGUGUGCGGGAACCACGCCAUCUGCAAUAAUCACCCAGGAACCUUCCGCUGCGAGUGUGUGGAGGGCUAUCAGUUCUCAGAGGAGGGAACAUGUGUGGUUGUCAUGGACCAGCGCCCCAUCAACUACUGCACUUCCGGCCUCCAUGACUGUGACAUACCGCAGCGGGCCCAGUGUAUCUACAUGGGAGGGACCUCCUACAACUGCGCCUGUUUGCCAGGCUUCUCUGGGGAUGGCCGAGCCUGCCAAGAUGUGGAUGAAUGCCAGCCAAGCCGAUGUCACCCCGAUGCCUUUUGCUACAACACUCCAGGCUCCUUCACAUGCCAAUGCAAGCCUGGUUAUCAGGGAGAUGGCUUCCGUUGCAUGCCUGGAGAGGUGGAGAAAACCCGGUGCCAGCAAGAGCGUGAACACAUCCUUGGGGCGACGGACCCACAGCGGCCGCGGCUGCUUGGCCUGUUUGUCCCCAAGUGUGACGAGCAUGGGCACUACGCGCCCACCCAGUGCCACAGCAGCACAGGCUACUGCUGGUGUGUGGAUCGUGAUGGCCGCGAGGUGGAGGGCACCAGGACCAGGCCUGGGAUGCAGCCCCCCUGUCUGAGUACAGUGGCUCCUCCAACUCACUACGGACCCUCAGUUCCUACUGCUGUGAUCCCCCUGCCACCUGGGACCCACUUACUCUUUGCCCAGACUGGGAAGAUAGAGCGCCUCCCCCUGGAGGGGCGCACCAUGAAGAAGAUGGAAGCCAAGGCCUUGCUUCAUGCUCCGGAUAAAGUCAUCAUUGGACUGGCCUUUGACUGUGUGGACAAGAUGGUUUACUGGACUGACAUCAGUGAGCCUUCCAUUGGGAGGGCCAGUCUGCUUGGUGGAGAGCCAGGCAUCAUCAUUCGACAAGAUCUUGGAAGCCCAGAAGGCAUUGCCCUUGACCAUCUUGGCCGCAACAUCUUCUGGACAGAUUCUCACCUGGAUCGAAUAGAAGUUGCAAAACUGGAUGGUACCCAGCGCCGGGUGCUAUUUGAGACUGAUUUGGUGAAUCCCAGAGGCAUUGUGACGGAUUCCGUGAGAGGGAACCUUUAUUGGGCAGAUUGGAACAGAGAUAACCCCAAAAUUGAAACCUCCUACAUGGAUGGCACAAACCGGAGGAUUCUGGUGCAGGAUGACCUGGGCCUACCCAAUGGGCUGACCUUUGAUGCCUACACAUCUCAGCUCUGCUGGGUGGAUGCAGGCACCAAUCGGGCGGAAUGCCUGAAGCCCGGUCAGCCCAGCAGACGCAAGGUCCUUGAAGGGCUCCAGUACCCUUUCGCUGUUACCAGCUACGGGAAGAAUCUGUAUUACACAGAUUGGAAGACGAAUUCCGUGAUUGCUGUAGAUCUUGCGAUUUCCAAAGAAAUGGAUACCUUCCACCCCUACAAGCAGACCCGGCUGUAUGGCAUCACCACUGCCCUGUCUCAGUGUCCCCAAGGUCAUAACUACUGCUCUGUGAACAAUGGUGGCUGCACCCACCUCUGCUUGGCCACUCCAGGAAGCAGGACCUGCCAUUGCCCUGACAACACCCUGGGAGUGGACUGUAUUGAGCAGAAAUGAAGACAAGAGUCCCUCAUUCCCUCUCCAAGUAUUUCAUAGCAACACCCUACUUGAAAGGGUUCAAACUGAAAACUGUCUGACUGGGUGGUUGAGUGGACACCAGGCUCAGGUCCAACCCAGCCUGAGUCCUGACAAUAUUCCCUUCACUGUUCCCUGAGAGAUAUGCCCUGGGCUUCUAAAAUGGGUAAGCCUCUUUCUCUACACAAAGACAGAAGACCCCACUGACCCUGACCCUCAGAUGAGCUUAUGCAAUCCUGAGUGAGGAUUAGAUGCCCUAUGCCAGUGCUUUGGAACCUUUCCCCAACCUUAGGUCCCCAGUGGUGAGCAGAGCUUCCCCAGACCUGGGCCACCCACACUUCCUGUGGCCUUAAAAGCUCAACCUUACUCUGAAACAUCCACCAUCUGUCAGCUCCUCCACACAUCAACCAGGGCCAUGUAGGCAAGGUUAUGAAUGAAGAAGGGAGUUAGCUCUCCCACACUUUUUCAAUCGGUGCUCUGAUUUCCCUCUUUAUAUGCCUAGAUUUUUACACCCAAGUUCUAUACCACCUACAUCCUGCCCCAGGUCCCCAUUAUGGUGAGCAAGUCUGACAUUUUGAUCAAAAUUCACCCUGCCCUAGGGACAUAUGGGUAUUUGGUAGAUGAUAAUGAGCAGCCCCUUCCAGAUAAGUUAUUGGCAUUUCAGAGGUAGCCUUUGGUAGUGAAAGGCUUAAAUCAAAGGAGUGUCCAGUGGUAAGAAUUUAAAGGCAUAGAAUUAGAUGUUUGAGGAUAGGGGUUCUUUUGAUGUGCCUUAAAUCAUACCAAAGGUCACCAAUUUAUUCCUCUUUGCCCAACACACCUUGAUCCCAGCAUCUGAUCUUGAGCACCAUGGUGCCACCAUUGGCACUAAUGUCCAGCCUCAGGUGAGGCACAGUCUGAGACUGGUACCAGUGAUGACCCACCCACAGUUCCUUACCUCUGGCCUCUACUCAUGGGAGCCAAUCUACAAUCAAUCAUGAGUUUACUUCUCCUUUGUUUCUUCCUCUAUCUGUGGCCCUCUCUGGCUGUUUUCUCUUCUAAGAGGGCUGAAUCAAGUAUUUUAUAGUAGUAGUCCAGACCUUUAUUGCUCAUUGUUGUAAUUAAAGAGGCCAUUGCCACAUUUCAUGUUUAUGUUUCUACAGUUUGUUUAGAAAACAUUUCCUGACCAUACAAGUAGUUAGUAUUACGUUUCUAUCAACUGCUUCCCAAAGUCCUAAAAAAAUUAAAAUUUUGGAGUGAAAGCUGAGCAUAGAGAGUUUGAGUCAUAAAGAUUGGGAUAAAAAAGAAGUAGAGAAGACUUGGUGAAAAGCAUCACAAAAAGAUUUAUCAAAAGCAGGAAUGGAAAACCCAAAGGGAAAGGGCAGAGGAAGGGAUUUAACAAUAGCAAUAACAAAAACUCAUUAACUCCAAAGAAUAUAGUACAUUUUAACAAAGAACACUUGAGGACAUGGAAGAAUUUGCCUGAUUUCCUCCUUAGGGAAGAGAUCCCUCCCCUUAUCUUCAACCUCAGAACACUAAGACCCACCCCCCACCCCAGGCCUUACCCCUCUUGACCUCAUCUGCUUGAGCACAUUGGAACCUGAAUCAGGAACCUUUCUUUGAAUAAAAUUGGAGUUUGUUUUAGAUGCAAAUAUACCCCCAAGAACCACAAGAUUUGAGGAACACAUGGGUCUUUUAUAUAGCUCUAUUCUAUAAAUUGGUUUCACUUUCUUUUUAUAUUUAUCAUUCCGUAUCAGGCCCUCUGUAUCACAUCUUUGUCAUGGUUUUGUAUAAUUUUUAUAACUAUUUUAUUCAUUUUACUAGAUUCCUUCUAAAAUUGUUUAAGUGGUAAAAUCUUAAACUGUGGAAACCACUGAAGGUGCUUAUUAACUGUUCCCCCAGAUUUACACGAGAAUUGGAUGUUUACAGUUGUAUAAAUACUAUUAUAUAAAAUUAAAAAAAAUUUGUUAAGA